This is a messenger RNA of Nematostella vectensis (starlet sea anemone), 1772 nucleotides long. RefSeq names its product adenosine receptor A3-like. Lineage: Eukaryota; Metazoa; Cnidaria; Anthozoa; Actiniaria; Edwardsiidae. The transcript is spliced from 2 exons. Gene Ontology annotation, molecular function: G protein-coupled receptor activity; peptide binding. The coding region runs from base 465 to 1640 and encodes 391 amino acids. The record is from RefSeq and is a predicted model, not a curated record. Gene Ontology annotation, biological process: G protein-coupled receptor signaling pathway. Gene Ontology annotation, cellular component: membrane.
GAGGAGGGCCCCAACCUUUCACUCGAUGCCCUCACAAGCGCGGCUCAACAGCGCCACAAACCACGCCCGCACGUCCACGACGUCAAGCACAACUUCCCAAGCGUUACCUGCCUGAAACGGGCACUUGGAUACGCUAAGUCUGCGCACCUGUAGCUUUGGUACACUGUUGACCUACAGGUCCACGGACUGGGGGAUUAAGGGUUCUACUUUCGCCGUACCGCGGGCUCAGCAUUAUCUAAGACUGGCUUCUGUACUAUGUUAUAUAUGUUGUGUUUCUUCAAUAUCAUCAUCUUGAAAAUCAUUUCGCAAUAUAGGAUUUAACAAGACUGUCCAAAAGAAUAUAAGACAAAAAGAUUGCGACAUCAGAGAGCUCAUUUGUUUUCUUUUCCUUUCACCAGGUUUUUAGGCCCAACCAAUCAGAUCAGCGACCCUUCAUAACAAACCAAUCGGAUCAACAGUCCUUCAUGUCUAACCAAUCAGACAGCAGAUACGUUUGGGCGCCGAUCCCUCUUCAAAUCAGAUGGACUUGUGCCACGUUCUUGCUUCUGAUGGCAGUUGGGUCGUGCUGCGGCAAUGGGCUGGUCUUGUAUCUGGUGAAGACCCCUGUUGCAGUAAAUCGUAGAGCGCUACAGCGCACGCUAACAGCAUUCUUCAUCAGGAACCUGGCGCUGUCGAGUCUUGCCACAAGCCUCGUAUCCACUCCGCUCUUAGUCGCGGAGCUCUUGCGUGAUUUCUUAAAUAGCGACUGGGCAUGCCGAUUUUAUUCAUUUUUCGUUACAUCCCCUAUCUCAACCACCAUCACUAAUUUGAUCGUGAUCGGUGUUGAACGCUAUUUGACUAUCUACCGGCCUAAUAAAGUCCCAUAUAGGAAGACGUGCAAGAGACUUGUGAAAGUAGCGUGGUUGGCGGGCGUUAUCGUAGCCAUGACGUACCCAGGCUCUUCGGCCACCCUGCAAAAGUUCCAAGUUGACGAGUACCACCACACCUUUAUUUGUAGGUCUGAUAACGAAAACCUGAAGACAAAAGUGCUCGGUAUUGCCAUAUCAGUAAUACAGUAUAUCAUCCCCGCCGUAAGCCUGACAGUCAUGAGUGUCCGUGUCCUCAAGUUCCUACACUGCCGCCGCCAACAAGCCCACCCUCUCCAAGCCAACUCCACAUUCAGUGCCUCAAUGGGGUUCACUUUGUGGCAACUCAAAAACAGCUACAUGUUCGCUUCGCUGAUCCUGGCCUUUGUCAUUCCUUAUGGUGUCCCUGUUCUGUAUACUCUGGCCAGGGCAAUUAUUUCUGCAAGGGACUCAUACGAAGAGAUCUACCUUAGACGUAUUAUAUUCCUAUCUAUGUGUUGUGCCAACACCGUUAUCAACCCAAUAAUCUACCUCUACUGUAUAAGGGAGAUGAGACGGCGCACUAAGGAGAUACUUUCGAGGUGUUGUGGAUGUUUUUAUAACAUAGCAAACGACCACAUCACUGGAAUUGAGCUAGACAUUCUGCCGCGGCGCCAGAACUUAGAGCCGAGGUCACCUUGCGUUCUGAGAUUCUCCUAUCCUGAAAUUGACAGAAAAACGGAAGAUCGUGUGACAGCAAGAGCAAGGCCGCUGGUCGAAACAGAUGCCAUCAGCAUUCAUAUGGUAGGGGAGUGAUGCCAUCAUCUCCCAGAAAAUUUUUUUUAACCGGUCACAAAAGCUAUGUCUGGCGAGCUUACUUCUAUUUACGGCUCUGAAGAUUCGGGCUUCCUAUGAGAGGGGAUGUUAGGGUUUCCUAUGAGAGGGAAA